Schistosoma rodhaini is the source of this 3482-nucleotide messenger RNA. The record is from the annotation of a GenBank genome assembly. NCBI's taxonomy places the organism in Eukaryota, Metazoa, Platyhelminthes, Trematoda, Strigeidida, Schistosomatidae.
GGACUUUAUAAGACAUAGUGUGGAUGAACUCAAAUCAAGUCUACCGCUUCUGCAAAACCUUACGAAUUUUCGGGGUGACGCACCAAUCAUUUUGUGACAUUUGACCUUCAAGUGCUCAACAACCUCUAACAGUGGAUGAUACCCCUGAAGGGUUGCUCAAGGCUAUCUCGUUCUCAUGUUUUCCGUACUAUAAUCGAGAGAAAAAUCUCAGCAAACUGAUACAAAAACAUCAAUUUUGUAUGUUUCUACAUGGGUUUUAUUAUUUGCUGCCCUGUUUUUAAAGGUACAUGAAAUAUUUGGGAAACAAAUUACUUGUUCAUCAUCGAUACGGUCGAAGUCACGGAAUUACAAAUCACACUUCGUGUAAAACCUUCCUAAAAGACUGCAAAUGAUUUUCAAGUUAUGGAAAGUUCAUUGGGCAGUGUGCUACUCACCAUCAUUUUACAAAGUACGCUACAGUUCAAGAUCUCACUCUCCUGCAUUCGUAAUUAGAAUUAAACUACUAAUAUUUGUUUUAAGACAUCCAAGAAGAUCAAACUCGAGGUAUGGGAGGGAAUAACUGUCAAGGAAUUGUCGUCAGCUGCUAAAAUAUCUCCUCACGUAAUUCUUAGAACCUUAAACUCAGCUCUUGUUACAAAACACAAAGCAGACACCAAUUCUAGUAUGAUUGCUUUUGCACAGUUAGUUAAACUUUAGAGUUGGAAGAUAAAGCGAUCAUCGAAACUCUAGUGAAAUUAAUGGGAUUCACACCAGUGUUCAGGCACCAGAUUAUUCACGAAACAAUCGACUGUGAUGCUUAUCCAAGACCACCUUGUCCUCCGGAAAAAUGUGAACCACGCCCCCCCAUAGUCGCUGUCUUGGGUCAUGUGGAUCACGGAAAGACAACUUUGUUAGAUGCGUUACGCUCCAGUAGAGUUGUUGACGAAGAAUUUGGAGGUAUAACUCAGCAUCUUGGUGCAUUUACAGUAUCUUUGUCAUCUGUUGAACGCAAUGCUGGAUCUACAGAUCCCAAUCCCGUAUCAUUUUCCAAAAGCAUCACUUUUUUAGAUACUCCAGGCCAUGCAGCAUUUUCUGGCAUUCGUUUUCGAAGUACCAAAGCAACUGAUAUCAUGCUUUUGGUAGUCGCUGCUGAUGAUGGGGUUAAACCUCAAACUGUUGAGGCGAUUCGUUACGCAAAAGAAACAAACACUCCUAUAGUUGUCGCAAUCAAUAAAAUUGAUAAACACGAUAUCAAUAUGGAUAAAGUAGUCCAAGGUCUAGCUACUUAUGAAGUUUUAACUGAACAAUUGGGUGGUGAUAUACAAGCAGUUCCAAUAUCAGCAUUAAAACGAAUGAAUCUUUCUGAAUUAUUAGACGCUAUUAUUCUCCAAGCUGAACUAAUGGAGUUGAAAGCAGAUCAUACUGGAUUGGCUGAAGGUGUUGUUUUAGAAUCGGAAACACUUCAUGGGAUUGGAAAAACGGCUACCUGUCUUAUCACUCGAGGUGUUUUGCGUAAAUCACCCAAUAGUGGUCCACUUAUAGCUGGUGAAGCAGUCUGUACCCCGCGAAUCUUGCUAACCGAUACAGGAAAACCUGUGGAUUCAGUUAACCCCGGAUUUGUAGCCCGAGUAGCCGGUUGGAAAGAUCUCCCCUGUGCAGGAGAUCUUAUCCUAGAGCUAGAAUCUACGAAGCGAGCGAAUGAAGUUCAGCGAUAUCGACGGUGUAUAAAAAUACAAGACAAAGUUAAAGAAGACCGUGAUGCAUAUGAUCUUCGAGCGUCUCAUCAUCGAGAACAUCGAGAGAAAUACGCAGAAAAAUGUUUGAGCCUUCAUCGUCGUCAGUGGCGUAAACUUAAAAUAGAACGUGAUUUAGCUGAAUCUAGUUUAUUGAAAGAAAAUUCUAAUCAAAUUUCCUUACCACUUGUAAUCAAAAGUGAUGUACAAGGUAGUUUAGAAGCGAUAAAAACACUCCUUUCUACCUAUUCAUCAGAUCAAUGUAAAAUAGAAUACUGCAUUACUGGUGUUGGUCCGUUGACUGAAUCUGAAGUAGACGCUGCCGCUGCAGUUAAUGCAAAUGUACUACUAUUCAACAUUCAUGCUCUUCCAGAAGCAACAAUUGCAGCUGAACAAAAUCGUGUUAAAAUUAAAGAAUUCAAUAUUAUUUAUCGAUUGGCUGAAGAAGUUAGGGAAUUAGUGAACGAGAAGCUUCCACCAAUAUUGGUCGAGAAGAUAAUUGGUGAAGCGGAAAUUCUCCAGCUGUUUACGAUUAAAGCAUCUAAAAGUGUUGUGAAGACUAGACUUAUACCAGUUGCUGGAUGUAGAUGUAUUAAAGGAAAUAUUAUCGCUAAUGUUAAUAAAAUAGGCUCUAUUCUCACAGAUCUAGGUGUUGAUGGUGAACCGACUGAAUUGUGUUACCGCAUUGUCCGUCCGACUCACCACUCAACAUCACCAAACAAUAAACAUGGAGAAAAUCCAACUACCGCUGAAAAGGACUUUUCUGAUUCUAAAAAUACCAUAGUGGAUCGAGCUAACUGUUACUCACUGCGUCAUGAAAAAUCUACUGUUGACAGUAUUCGGAAAGGAGUAGAUUGUGGUAUUGUAUUAGUUUCUCCUGAAGUUCCGGAUAUUCAUAGCAGCAAUCAAAAUGUAUCUGCGAUGAAUUUCAUUUCGCAAUGGAAGGUAGGAGAUAUAAUUCAAUGUUAUGUAACAAUAAGUGAAAAGAGUUCAGUUGAUUGGGAUUUCGAGACCUGUAUUUCAGAAACACCAAACACUCGAAAUCUCAUAACUUGAUCAUUUUUAUUUUUAAAACAAUAAACAAUCUGUAUAAGAGAAUAAACUUACUAUCAAACAUUUUUUUACAAUUGCCUGGUCUGAAUUAUAUAUAUGACAUGUGUGCAUUUUACGAUGGAUGGAUUUCUAGCAUCCAUGUGGCCUAAAUAUAACUGUUUAACAUGAGCGAGGCAUGUAUCAAUAAUUUCUGCUACAGGAAUUCCAAAAUCUAAACAGUAUUGUGAUGCUUCUCCAUGGUUCCAAUAGCAAUAUCACAUGCUUUCUGUCGAUCUUUUGUCAUGGAGCACUGAAAUCGAAUUUUAGUACGAAGGAUCUCACUUAUUAGUUUGAUAAAAAUAUCUUCUAAACAAAACUAAGUCUCUUCGUAUUUAAAUGCGUUUACCUUAAAGCAAACGUCAUAAAAAUGAAAUUAACGAUGUUCGAAUCUAGGAUUACCGCGAAGCUCAUAAAAAUACUUCGUUUGAUAAAUAAGCUAGUAAUAAACUCGCCCCCACCCCCACAGUUUUAUAAGCAGAAAAUUCCAUUUUCUUCCUCAUAUUGCGACACAAUGUUACAAUUAUAUACUGGGAUAUAUGAGUGAAUAUAUAAUUUAACAAGGAUCCAUUUAUUACAAAAUGAAUAGAUGUAUCGCACAAGGCUCUUCCAGUCAGUCAACUACAACUUAGGUCCAGGCACAUAUAUGCCUCAGUCUAAGUUGCCACACCUCAUUAGCAC